Plasmodium berghei ANKA is the source of this 5898-nucleotide messenger RNA. RefSeq names its product myosin F, putative. The transcript has 4 exons. Gene Ontology annotation, biological process: vesicle transport along actin filament; actin filament organization. Bases 1 to 5898 code for a protein of 1965 amino acids. The record is from RefSeq and is a predicted model, not a curated record. Gene Ontology annotation, cellular component: myosin complex; actin cytoskeleton; cytoplasm. Lineage: Eukaryota; Apicomplexa; Aconoidasida; Haemosporida; Plasmodiidae. Gene Ontology annotation, molecular function: actin filament binding; microfilament motor activity; ATP binding.
AUGGAGCCUACGAGUAAAUGUGUUGUUGGGACAAAAAUAUUUAUUAAACACAAAGAAAAGGUAUGGAUAAGCGCAGAAAUUAUAAAAGAAGAUACAGAUAUUGUUGUAAAAACUGAUGAUGAUGAAAUUGUGAAUUUAAAAGAAGGAGAUGAGUUUUUUCUUCGCAAUACAGAUAUAUUCAAUUCUAAUGGUUUGUCUGCGCCUCCAGAUUUAACAAAACUGACACAUCUCCAUGAAGCAUCAGUUUUGCAUAGUUUAAACAUUCGAUUUGAUAUUGAUGAAAUAUAUACAUUUACUGGUCCGAUACUUAUUGCAAUAAAUCCGUUUAAGAAUAUUAAAAAUUUAUAUUCAGAUAAUAUAUUAGAAAAACAUAUUCAGCCUAUAAAAUCCAAAAGCCCGCAUAUUUUUGCUACAUCUAAUAGUGCAUAUUUAGGAAUGUGCAAAAAUAAUAAAUCACAAACAAUAUUAAUAAGUGGUGAAUCAGGUGCUGGUAAAACAGAAUCAACAAAAUAUGUAAUGAAAUUUUUAGCAUGUGCAGGUUCUGAUAUAAAAAAAAGAUCUCUAAUAGAAUCACAGAUUUUGGAAAGUAACCCUUUAUUAGAAGCAUUUGGUAACUCCAAAACAUUAAGAAAUAAUAACUCUAGUCGUUUUGGAAAAUAUAUAGAACUACAUUUUGAUAUAUGUAAUAAUGGAUAUAUAAAAGGAAAACUAUAUGGUGCAAAAAUAUUGACUUAUCUUUUGGAGAAAGUUAGAGUAUGUGAUCAACAAGAAGGUGAAAGAAAUUAUCAUAUUUUUUAUCAGCUUUGUAGUGCUGUUCAAUAUUAUAAAAAUAAAAAGUUGAAUUUAGGAAAUGGUGAUAAUUAUGAUGAUGAAUAUUAUUAUUUCCCAUCUUGUGAUAAAUUCAAACAAAAAGAAAAUGUGAAACAAAUAAAAAUAGAUUUGAAACGAUUUAAGGAUCAUAUAAAUUUUCGAUAUUUAACAAAAUCAAGUGUUUACGAAUUAAAUGAUGUUAAUGAAUUGGAGGAAUUUGAAGCAACUGUGUAUGCUAUGCAAAUAGUAGGAAUAGAAGAAAAUGAACAAAAUCAGAUUUUUAAGAUUUUAGAAGGUAUAUUAUAUAUUGGUAAUAUAUUAUUUAAUAAUGAUGAUAACAAAGAAGAAUCAUGUAUUUUAGAAUCUACAUAUGAAGAUUUAAAUAAUGCGGCUUAUUUAUUAGAUAUAGAUGUAGAUACAUUAAAAGAUGCAUUAUGUUAUAAAACUAUAAUAGCUAAUAAUGAACAUUUCAAAAAACCAGUUACCUCAGCAAUGGCUAGUGAUAUACGUGAUGCUUUAGCUCGAGCAAUUUAUGGUUGUUUAUUUUUAAAAUUAGUAGAACGAACUAAUGAAUCAAUAGGAUUGAUAAAAGAUGUAAAUUUAUUUUGUGGUGUUUUAGAUAUAUUUGGUUUUGAAUCUUUUCCAGUAAAUUCUUUUGAGCAAUUAUGUAUUAAUUAUACAAAUGAAUGUUUACAAUAUUUUUUUAAUAAUUUUAUUUUUAAAUGUGAAGAAAAGUUAUAUAUAGAAGAAGGAAUAAAAUGGAGCUCAUUAGAUUUUCCAGAUAAUAAAGAUUGUGUAAAUAUAUUACAAAGCAAACCCUUUGGAAUAUUUUGUAUGCUUGAUGAAGAAAGCUUUAUACCUGGUGGUAAAGAUAAGACAUUUUGUAAUAAGAUUAUUUCAAAACAUGCUAAUAAUAAAAGAUUUGAAUCUAUAAAAACAGAUCCAAAUAGUUUUAUUAUUGUGCAUUUUGCUGGAAAAGUUAUGUAUAAUUCAUGUGGAUUCUUAGAAAAAAAUAAAGAUCAGCUUUCUGAUGAUGCACAAAAUGUUUUAUUACAAAGUCAGAAUGAAUAUAUACAUAAUUUAUUUAAAAAAUAUUUAAGAAGAAAUUUUGAAAAGAAAAGGUUUGUAACAGUUUCUAGUGAAUUUAAACAACAGUUAGAUGUAUUAAUGACACGAAUAAACCAAACAGAACCGCAUUUUAUUAGAUGCAUAAAACCGAAUUCGAAAAAUGUACCAGAUAUAUUUGAUAGACAUUCAGUUAAUGAACAAUUAAAAUAUGGUGGUGUAUUACAAGCUAUCAAAGUUAGUAGGGCUGGAUAUCCAGUUCGAUUAACUCACCAAAAUUGUAUAAAUGAAUAUUAUAUUUUAUUAACAAAGGAGGAAAAAACAGCUUUUAGUAAACAUUAUGGUGAUAAAUCGUUGUCUGAAAAAGCUAAUUAUAUUUUAUCUAAAUUAGAAAAUAGAGAUAAAAUACAAGAUUAUAUUAAAUCACUUAAACAUAUUAGACAAACACAAAAUCAAGAAAACAUAUUUUAUGGAUCUGUAUUAAAAAAACAAUAUUCUAAAAAUCCAAAUUUAAUAGAAAAAAAAAAUAUUACACAAUAUGAAAAUAAUUUAUCUAAUAAUGUAAUUGACAAUGAUAAAUUUAUAUGGUAUGUUGGUAAAACUUUAUCUUUUUUUAAAAUAGAAGCAUAUAAUAUUUUAUUAACUAUGAGACAAGACUUUCGAAGUUUAAAUGCAGUAAUAAUACAAAAAAAUUAUAAAUGUUACAUUGAAAAAAAAAAAUACAAAUUAUUAAAAAAAAAAAUUGUUACUAUACAAAGAUGGAUAAGAAAUAUAUUAAUUAUUUUAAAAAAAAAAAAAAUAAUAAUGAUAAAUGCACAAAAAUUAAUAUGUUCAUAUAUAUAUGCAUAUGCAUUAAGAAAAAUAUUUUUAUAUAAAAGAAAAUGUGCUAUUAUUAUUCAGUCAGCUUUUCGAGGAUAUUUAAUAAGACAAUCAUAUAAAGUAUAUAGAAAAAAUUAUUAUGCCAGUAAAAUACAAGCAAUAUGGAAAUCUAAAAAAGAAAGGAUUAGAUAUUUAAAAUUAAUAGAAUCGACAAAAAAAAUUCAAUUAAAAUGGAAAGGAAUAUUAGCUAGAAGACAAUUAAGAAGGCUGAAAGAUGAAGCAAAAGAAGUUGGUGCUUUACUUUCAAAAAAUCAGGUUUUAAUGAAUGAAUUGAAAAAUGAAAAAUCUGAAAAAAUUGAAAUUGAAAAUAAAUUGUUAAAAGCUUCUGCAAAUGCUCAGAAAUUAACAAAAAGAAUAGAAGUAUUAGAACAAAUUAAUAAAAAUAAUGAAGUUCUUAUAAAAAAUUUGAUAGAAAAAGUGGAAAACCUUUCAUUAAAACAGAAAGAAGAAAAUACAGAAAAAAAUAUAUCGAAUGAACAUAAAAAAUAUAUUAGUGAUAAUAAUGAAAUUAGUAGAAAACAAGAUUCUAUGUCAGAUCAGAAUUUAUCCAAACUUUUAGAUAAAAUAAAAAAAUUAGAGAUACAAAAUGAAGAAUAUAUAAAAAAAAAUACUUUACUAAAUGAACGAUACAAUAAAAUGUUGAAUAUAUUUUCUUAUUUUAAAGGAAAACAUAAUUUAAUUAAUGAAGCAAAUGAAAAAAAUAUCCCCAAUAAUGUAAAAAAAGAUCAAUUAAACAUGAUAAAUAGUAUUCUUUAUAAUGAAAUGUACGAACAAAAUUUUAUAAAAAAUCAAUCCCAUAUUAAUCAAACUCCAUCAGUUGUAAAAGAUAAAAAAGAAAUAUUUGAUAACAAUCUAACAGAGUUUAAAGAACAUCAAAAUUUAACAAAAGUUGGAAAUAAAACGCGAGAUAAUGUUAUAGACAUUCUAAUAUGUGGACCAAAAGGAGUAGGAAAGACAAGUUUGGUAGAAGACUUAUUUGUAAGGCUUGGGGAUGAAAAUAAUUUAAAUAUUUUGAGAAAAAAAAAUAAAAAAAAAGAAAUUGAUGGUAUUAAUCAUCCUAACUAUAAUACAUAUAUAGUUAAUCAUAAAUUAUCUCAAAUAAAAAUAGUAGAUUGUGGAUAUUCAGAUAAUACAAAUUCAGAAGAAAUUCUUUUUGAAUAUAUAAAGAAUUCAAUUUGUAUUAUUAUUGUAUUUGAUUCUACAAAUAAAGAAUCAAUAAUACCAGCUUUACAUCUAUUACAAGAAGCAUCACUUAUUAAUGUAAAAAAAAGUACAAAAUUGUAUUUAUUGGAAAAUAUUUUUAAUGAAAAAAUCAAUUUAAAUCCAAAUGUUAACGAUGUUUCGUAUGCACAAAAAGUUUCAAAAACAUGUAAUGCUACUUAUAUUCGAGCUUUAGAUAUUUACGACAUAUUAAAUGAUCAUGUAAAUAGAAUGACAACGAGUUCUACUUAUUUUUUAAAUAAUUUUAUAUCUGAAGAAAGUAUUUCAAAAGAUAUGUUUAUUAGUUCAAAGCAUUUUAAUACAUAUGAUAAUAAUAUAAUUGAAUAUUCAGAAACAGCUAAUUCUCGUUGGUUUCAAAAUGAAAAUAAUUAUAAACAAUAUAUUAAAAAUGGAAAUAAUCUCAUAUUUGAUAAAACAGAUGGAUAUUUUCAACAUUUUAACAAAUCUGAUAAAUUUCAAGAAGAUAAAAUAAAUUUAUUACAUCAUCAAAGUAGCACACAUUCAGUUAGGAACAUGCAAAAUACUAAAGAUAUGGAAAAUAAAAAUUUAAUUUAUCUAAAAAAUGAAAGUGAUAUUUAUCGAGAAAGUUAUGAUAAAUUUUCUACAAAAAAUGUUGGAAAAAAAAAACAAGUUAUUCAACUUUUAAGAGAAUCAUUACCACAUAAUAAUUAUGUUUAUAAUAGUAAAAAGUAUAAUCCUGAAUUGGGAAAAGGAUUACAGCCCGUUUAUGAAAUUAUGAUAAAAGGUAAUAUACCUAUCACAUAUUUAUGUAUAGGCCAAAAUUCAAUAAAUAAAAAUUAUACAAUAUUAGCAGUAGGGUGUAAAGAUGGAAUCAUAUAUAUAUAUAAAUGUUUUAGAACCAAAAUGGAACAAAGUGAUAGUUUUCAAACACGUGGUCAAGGAAAUGGAAUAGUAAACAAUUCCAGUCAUGAAGAAGAAGUUAUUAGAAAUCGAAAAAGAGGAAACUUAUCAAAUGAAGAAAUAAAUAAUAGUGAGCUAAGCACCCCUGAAGAAGAACAAGAUGAAAAUAAUACAAUUGAAUAUAUUAACGAAACUAUAAAAGAUGAAUCAUCAUUUGCAUUAUCUGAAGAUAAUUCAAUGUCAACAGUUUUAUUAUCAAAAUUGUCAGGACAUAGAAAAGCUAUAACAUGUUUAGUAUUUUCUUUUUCGGAAGACAAAAUAAUAUCAUCCUCUAUUGAUAGAACAAUAAAAAUAUGGGAAGUAAGUACAGGAUUUUUAUUAAAAGUAUUUUCAGAUUCAUCUGCAACCUUAUCUGUAUUAUUAUUUCCAACAAACCUGGAUAUAUUUUUAUGUUCAAAUUGUACAUCUCUUUUACGAAUAGUUAAUUUAAAUAGUGGACAAGUUUAUCAAAAGAUUAAAGUUGAAAGUGAAAUAAGAGCAUUAGAAAUGGAUUAUACUUGUUUAAAUAUAUUUGCUGGGUCUAAAAAUGGAACUAUAUAUUUAUUAGAAUGCUUAUAUAAUGAACGAGUAGAAAUAAAAUUCCGAUUUCUUUUUUCAUUAUUACCAAUUACUUGUAUUAAGUUUGUUCCAAGAAAAUAUAUUCACACCCCACCAACUAUUAUUGUCAAUUCUUGUGAUAAUCAUAUUGGAAUAAUCGAAUGUAUGUAUGGAAACAAAGGAAUUAUAACAAACUUAUCUGUUAAACAUAGAAUAAGAAUAAAUCAUGCUCUUUUACCAAUUAGAAGUUGUUAUACUAAAUUUGGUGGUGGAUGGCUUGUUUCAGGAUCAGAAGAUGGUAACAUUUAUGUUUGUUCUUUGCUUCCACAAUCCAAUUAUAAACUCAUCCUUUUGAAGCAUCACAAGGCGCCAGUCAUGUCAGUUGUGGUGAACGACAUAGACACAUUAAUGAUCUCAGGAGAUUCAAAGGGAAAUAUAGUUUUUUGGAGAAGAUCACUGAUAUAA